This is a messenger RNA of Arachis ipaensis, 1017 nucleotides long. RefSeq lists its product as uncharacterized. The record is from RefSeq and is a predicted model, not a curated record. Lineage: Eukaryota; Viridiplantae; Streptophyta; Magnoliopsida; Fabales; Fabaceae.
AUGGUAACUAGGUUUGAUGUUAUGCAGUUGUGGGGUAAUGAUGGGGCCGGGUGGGAGUUUGUGGAAGUGAAAGGGGCGUCUGGAGGACUGUUGUUGAUGUGGGAUAUGACGAUGUUUAAAUUAAGUAACUGUUAUAAGGGUGGUAGGUGGUUAUGUGUAGAUGGAGUGAUGAUAAAGAAUAAUUUUCGGUGUGCGUUCUGCUUAGUGUAUGGUGAGCAUGAUCGAGAGAGUAAGCUUGUUGUGUGGGAAGAGUUGAGUUUCUUGUCAGGCUUAUGUCAAGUCCCUCUCUGUUUUAUGGGGGACUUUAAUGAGAUUGUUCAAGUGGAAGAACGGCGAGGAUCUACUUCGUUGCCAAGAUCUGCAGUAGAGUUUAAAUCUUGGAUUAACGAUAUGGAGCUCAUGGACCUAGCUUUACCUGAUCGUCAGUUUACUUGGUACAGAGGCCAGUCAUGUAGUCGGAUCGAUAGAGUCCUGGGGCCGAGACCUUUUCGGAGCCUGGAUGCGUGGUUUACUCAUGAGAGAUUUUUGAGGAUGGUAAAGGAGGAGUUGAGGUGCCUAGGGGAGAUGCAGUUGAUGGACAAGUUGAAGGCUUUGACGCUACCACUGGGCAGGUGGCAUAGAAAGCACUUUGGUAAUUUGGAUAGGAGAAUAAAUAAUUUUGAAGAGGAGAUCAGGAAAGUUGAUGAUUUGGUGAGCAAUGGAGUUUAUGAUGGAACAACGGAGGCUAGAAGAAAGGCACUUGUGAGCGCGUGCAAAGUAUGGUAUGUCAGGAAGGAAAUACAUUGGAAGCAGAUGUCACGAUCCAGGCAUGCUAAGGAGAUGGAUAAAAACACUAGAUACUUCCACAACUUAGCCUCGGCUCGGAGAAGGACCAAUCGGAUUGAUGCCUUAAGGAUCCAUGGACGCUUAGUGUGGAACCCAUCUCGAAUCAAGAUUGCUAUACGAGAAUUCUAUAAGGAGUUAUACCAUCAGGAGAAAUCACCAAAUAUUGGAUUUCGGGAAAGGCUAGUAAGAUGA